This is a messenger RNA of Ficedula albicollis (Collared flycatcher), 3396 nucleotides long. RefSeq names its product solute carrier family 9 member B2 (gene SLC9B2). Gene Ontology annotation, biological process: proton transmembrane transport. The record is from RefSeq and is a predicted model, not a curated record. Lineage: Eukaryota; Metazoa; Chordata; Aves; Passeriformes; Muscicapidae. Gene Ontology annotation, cellular component: membrane. Gene Ontology annotation, molecular function: antiporter activity. The transcript has 12 exons. The coding region runs from base 26 to 1660 and encodes 544 amino acids.
AGGAGGGAGGCACUGGUUUGCAACAAUGGUAAAGGAAGAUGUAAAUGACAGUGAAGAUUCUGAACCAUCAGUAUGUGAGAGAAAUGGCGUGAUUCCCAUGCAUGAGCAAAGUGAGCAGGGACCAGCAGCAGAUACCAAAGGUACUGAUGGGAAUGUGCAAACAGAAGAAACUGCUCUCUUGAACCACUGCACUCAGCAACCUCCAGAACCAACAGCAGGGUCUCCAGUACCUGCAAGAACAUGGAGGCAAAUAUUUGCUUGUCCUCCUCAGGGUUUACUGGCCCAAACAGUGACAAAUGUUGCAUUUGUGGUCCUGGUUUGGGCUGUGGUUUGGUCCAUAACUGGGGCUGAGUGUCUCCCAGGUGGAAAUCUCUUUGGAAUUCUAUUUCUUUAUUUCUUUGCUGUCAUCGGAGGUAAAAUUUUUGGAUUCAUUAAAAUAGGAACGCUACCCCCUCUUCCUGCUCUUCUGGGGAUGCUACUUGCUGGUUUCCUAAUCCGAAAUACCCCGUUCAUCAGUGACGUUGUCCAGAUAAACCUACACUGGUCUGCAGCACUGAGGAAUAUUGCUCUUUCCAUUAUCUUGACCCGAGCAGGACUGGGCCUGGAUCCAAAGGCUCUUAAGAAGCUCAAAGGUGUGUGUUUACGGCUUGCUUUCGGACCGUGCCUCUCAGAAACAGGCACAGCUGCUGUCCUUGCCUACUUGUUCCUGCAUUUGCCAUGGCAGUGGGGAUUUAUAUUAGGUUUUGUUCUAGGUGCAGUCUCCCCUGCUGUGGUGGUUCCCUCCAUGCUGAUUUUACAAGCUGGGGGAUAUGGGGUGGAGAAAGGUGUCCCAACUUUGCUAAUGGCAGCUGGCAGCAUCGAUGACAUUCUGGCUAUCACUGGCUUCAACACUUGCCUUGGGAUGGCUUUCUCUUCUGGUUCUACUCUGUACAAUGUGCUCCGUGGAGUGCUUGAGGUCGCUGUUGGCAUAGCAGCUGGGGGAAUUCUGGGAAUGUUCAUUCGAUAUUUCCCAAGUCAUGACCAGGCAUCUUUGGCAUGGAAGAGAUCAUAUUUUGUACUUGGACUGUCCAUGUUUGCUGUUUUUGGCAGCAUCUACUUUGGCUUCCCUGGAUCAGGAGGGCUCUGCACAUUAGUCUUAGCUUUUGUUGCAGGUGUGGGAUGGUCUGAUGAAAAGAGGGAAAUAGAAAAAAUUGUGGCAGUUGCUUGGAAUAUCUUCCAGCCUUUUCUUUUUGGUUUAAUUGGAGCAGAAGUAUCCAUUACAUCUCUUAGGCCUGAAACUGUUGGGCUCUGUGUUGCUAUAUUAGGCAUUGCCCUAGUUGUGCGAAUUGUAGCAACAUUCCUGAUGGUGUCUUUUGCUGGGUUUAAUUUCAAGGAGAAAGUAUUUGUCUCACUGGCAUGGAUUCCCAAAGCCACUGUCCAGGCUGCAAUAGGUUCUCUUGCCCUGGAUACAGCAAGACGACAUCAAGAUGAGCAACUGGAAAAGUAUGGAAUGGAUGUACUGACAGUUGCUUUCUUGGCUAUCUUGAUCACUGCUCCAGUUGGAGCCCUGGCUAUUGGCUUGGCAGGGCCCAGACUUUUGCAGAAGGCUCAGACAAAUAGCAAGGAGGAUGAGGAAGGUGCAGAGGUUGGAGAAGAGGCGGAGGCCUGUGAACCUUCGUAAGACAGACAACUACAGCAGUCUGCUCCGUCAACCCUGACACUUUUGCUGAGUAAAGAUGGCACAUCUCUAAUCUUUCUGGAAGAACCUAAAACUAUCAGUUGCCCCUGCUAUUUUUAAAGCAGCCCUGGUGGUGUUCUAUAAAAUAUUUUUAUGUGAUGAUCGUGCCUUUAGAUGAAAUAGCUGAACAUACAGUGAAUAAGAUGACCUGGCAGUGAGUCACUGAGAAGUUAGCAGUCAAGAGUUGCUUGAAUUGUGUGGGUGGUGAGGCCAGAGAGAGGGUCAGAAUUGUUGAGGCAUGGAGUGGAGUCAUGAGGUAGAAUAUAAACAGAAAAAGAUGGAGACUAAUGUGAAUAACUUCUUGAUGGUUGAAACUGGGCUGUGAAAUGACAAGUUCCACAACUCAAAGAAAGCAACUUCCAAGAGAUUUCUGACUCAUAGUGAACAAGUCCUGCCAUGGGUUGGUGAUUCCGUCUCCUUAUUUGAGUUCUAAAACUUGCCUUUUCCUAUUGCUGUUCUUCCUCAUGGCUGAGGCACUCCUUUGUGCCUUCAAGGACUGUCAGCUCUGGUCAUAGCAAGGAACAGCAAGUCGCACUUACAUGUUCAAGGAGACAGCUGGGGCCAUCCUAGACUGUGGUAAUAGAGAUGUUGGUGCCAGCAGAAAAAAAGUAGAGGGCCUGAAAAUGAGAUGAGGGUUGUGGGAUGGCUAUAGGGACUGGGGAAAGGUUGUAUGGGGUUGGGAUGGCUGCUUCUUCACCUGUGUACCUCUGCCUUCACACAACAUGAUGUCCUGUUCUACAGCCAGGAGUAACCUCCGUUGAUCAAAAUCCUGCUCUUGCCUUUUAGAUUUGGUACCACUUGACAGAUACCAGUAAAUCUGUCUGCCUCUGCUAUGUUUUGUACAAGCAACUAGCUCCAAGUAAGUUGUUAGUAACUCCAUUCGGAGGCAUGGGGUCAGUACAGCAUCCCUCAGAAACUGGAAGUUACUUUGUUAUUUUUUGGAAAGGCUAUUAAAUUGUGCUUGUAACUGAGGCAGACAACACCCUCCUGCAGAUUUCUGCACUAUAGUUCACUGAACUCAUUUUACAGGAUACUGUGUAGAAUACAUUUGAUGGUGUCUAGAUUUUGGCAUUAGUAAGAACUAAUAAUUUCUAUUUUAGCUUUUAAAUUUUUAAUAUGCAAAACGUACAAAAAUACUUUUAACUACUUAAAUACUUCUAAUGUUGACAUUGUACUAUUUGCAGAGAGUCAUAUGUCAUACAGAUGAGCUGUAUAUAGCUCAAUAUGUAUGCCUUUGUAUAAGCCUUACUCUCCAAGCAAAAAGAAAUCUUCCUGAGAAAUACUUAAAUUUCAUAGCCUGCAUUGUGUUGACAAUGAUAAAAAUACCAGGAAAUUCUUUGGUAAGUUUUCCCUUAACAGUUGCCAUGUACAUUAUAUUUUUCUAACUAUGCACACUGCUGUUCUCUCUGCUUCCUCGGGAAUGUACCAUCUUUAGUUCAGUUUGUCUCCUGACCUGAAAGGAAGAUGCUUUCAGAUGGCACCUGAUGGGUUUGAAGCUGGAGCAGUGGUUAAGGGUGCUAUGCUUAGUUGUUAUUGUGACAUACCUGACUUCUGUGCCUGUUCUACUUCACCUGCACUCCUGCUGUUCCCCUGGCCCACUCCUGUUCAGCAUCUUUAUUGAUGAUCUGGAUAAAGGGGAUUGAGUGCAUCCCCAAUAAAUUCAUGGACAACACAGAGCU